Messenger RNA from Ilex paraguariensis (yerba mate), 1584 nucleotides. Lineage: Eukaryota; Viridiplantae; Streptophyta; Magnoliopsida; Aquifoliales; Aquifoliaceae. The record is from the annotation of a GenBank genome assembly.
AUGCAGGGGUCAACAUGUAUAGUCAAUGCAGCUAGUGAAAGAGACAUGGCUGUAUUUGCUGCUGGAAUGAUCCAGGCAGAACUGAAGGGAAAGCGUUUCUUAUGCCGCACUGCUGCUAGUUUUGUCUCCGCUCGGCUGGGAAUUAUUUCUAAAGCUCCAGUUUUGCCCCAGGAUCUUGGAGUGAAUAGAGUAAGGAGAGGUGGACUUAUUGUUGUGGGUUCCUAUGUUCCCAAAACAACAAAACAGGUUGAAGAACUUAAAUUACAAUGUAGCCAUAUCCUACAAAGUAUAGAGAUAUCUGUCGAUAAUCUUGCCAUGAAAUCAUUAGAAGAGAGGGAGGAAGAAAUCACUCGAGCAGCUGAGAUGGCAGAUGCUGCCCUAAGGGGUUGUAAAGACACUCUCAUAAUGACCAGUCGUGAGGUUAUUACAGGGAAAACACCUUGUGAGAGUUUGGAGAUCAAUUUUAAGGUGAGCUCUGCACUGGUGGAAAUAGUGAAGCGGAUAUCUACAAGACCUCGUUAUAUACUUGCAAAGGGUGGGAUUACCUCUUCAGACCUUGCGACAAAAGCUCUAGAUGCAAAAUGUGCCAAGGUAGUUGGACAGGCUAUGGCUGGUGUUCCCUUGUGGCAGCUAGGUCCCGAAAGCAGACAUCCAGGAGUUUCAUACAUUGUUUUCCCUGGAAAUGUUGGUGACAGUAGCGCUCUGGCAAACAUUGUCAAAUGUUGGGCUCGUCCAAUCAAACUUUCAUCAACUAAAGAACUCCUUUUUAAUGCAGAAAAAGGUGGGUAUGCUGUUGGAGCAUUCAAUGUUUAUAAUUUGGAAGGUGUACAGGCAGUUGUCACUGCAGCAGAGGAGGAAAAAAGUCCUGCUAUUCUACAGAUUCACCCUAGUGCCUUAAAGCAAGGAGGAAUUACCUUGGUUGCAUGUUGUAUAUCUGCUGCUGAACGAGCAAGUGUUCCCAUCACUGUUCACUUUGAUCAUGGAGAUUCCAACCAAGAGUUGUUGGAAGUUCUUGAGUUGGGAUUUGAUUCAGUCAUGGUAGAUGGUUCACACCUUUCCUUCAAAGAAAACAUCUCAUACACAAAACACAUUUCUAUCUUGGCGCACUCCAAGGAUAUGCUGGUGGAAGCUGAAUUGGGAAGAUUGUCAGGAGUGGAAGAUGACUUAACUGUUGAAGAUUACGAAGCAAGGCUGACUGAUGUUAAUCAGGCUCAAGAAUUCAUUGAUGCAACGGGUAUAGAUGCUUUGGCUGUUUGUAUCGGAAAUGUACAUGGAAAAUACUCUGCAAAUGGCCCGAAUCUUAGACUCGAUUUGCUUGAGCAUCUGCAUGACUUAUGUUCGAAAAAAGGAGUUUAUCUUGUUCUUCACGGAGCUUCUGGGUUGCCUCGGGAAUUUAUCAAGGAAUGUAUAGAGAGGGGUGUGAGGAAGUUCAACGUUAACACUGAGGUGCGAAAGGCUUACAUGGACUCACUGAGCAGCCCCAAGAAAGAUCUAAUCCAUGUCAUGGCAUCUGCAAAAGAAGCCAUGAAGCGUGUGAUUGCGGAGAAGAUGCGCCUAUUUGGCUCAGCAGGAAAAAUAUGCUAG